Molecule: messenger RNA, 2009 nt
Organism: Oncorhynchus keta (chum salmon)
Lineage: Eukaryota; Metazoa; Chordata; Actinopteri; Salmoniformes; Salmonidae
Product: tubulin beta chain-like
Exons: 4
Coding region: 427-1647 (406 amino acids)
Biological process (GO): mitotic cell cycle; microtubule cytoskeleton organization
Cellular component (GO): cytoplasm; microtubule
Molecular function (GO): GTP binding; structural constituent of cytoskeleton; GTPase activity
Source: RefSeq, a predicted model, not a curated record
UUCUGGGAAGUCAUAAGUGACGAACACGGCAUCGACCCCACCGGAAGUUACCAAGGUGACAGUGACCUGCAGCUGGAGAGGAUAAACGUGUACUACAAUGAAGCAUCGGUGGGCUCUGUGGCAGGUCAGGGGAAAUGAGGACAGCAGCAGGUACCUGCCAAUCUCUCUCCCUCCCUCCCUCCCUCCCUCCAUCCCUCUCUGGCAGGGCAGGGGAAAUGAGGACAGCAGCAGGUACCUGCCGAUCUCCCUCCCUCCCUCCCCCCCUCCAUCCCUCACUGGCAGGGCAGGGGAAAUGAGGACAGCAGCAGGUACCUGCCAAUCUCUCUCCCUCCCUCCCUCCAUCCCUCUCUGGCAGGGCAGGGGAAAUGAGGACAGCAGCAGGUACCUGCCAAUCUCCCUCCAUCCCUCUCUGGCAGGGCAGGGGAAAUGAGGACAGCAGCAGGUAACAAGUUUGUCCCCCGGGCCAUCCUGGUGGAUCUGGAGCCAGGCACCAUGGACUCUGUACGCUCCGGGCCCUUCGGCCAGCUCUUCAGACCAGACAACUUUGUCUUUGGUCAGAGUGGAGCUGGUAACAACUGGGCUAAAGGCCACUACACAGAGGGAGCAGAGCUGGUCGACUCUGUCCUGGACGUAGUCAGGAAGGAGUCUGAGAACUGUGACUGCCUCCAGGGCUUCCAGCUCACCCACUCCCUAGGAGGGGGCACCGGCUCUGGCAUGGGCACCCUGCUCAUCAGCAAGAUCCGCGAGGAGUACCCUGACCGCAUCAUGAACACUUUCAGUGUCAUGCCCUCACCCAAGGUGUCCGACACGGUGGUGGAGCCCUACAACGCCACCCUGUCAGUCCACCAGCUGGUGGAGAACACUGAUGAGACCUUCAGCAUCGACAAUGAGGCUCUCUAUGACAUCUGCUUUCGUACCCUCAAACUCACCACACCCACCUACGGAGACCUCAACCACUUGGUGUCGGCCACCAUGAGCGGGGUCACCACCUGCUUGCGCUUCCCUGGCCAGCUCAACGCCGACCUCCGCAAAUUAGCCGUCAACAUGGUGCCCUUCCCCCGCCUCCACUUCUUCAUGCCCGGCUUUGCCCCUCUGACCAGCAGGGGGAGCCAGCAGUACCGUGCCCUCUCCGUGCCCGAGCUGACCCAGCAGAUGUUUGACGCCAAAAACAUGAUGGCCGCCUGCGACCCUCGCCACGGCCGCUACCUCACUGUUGCCGCCAUCUUCCGCGGGCGCAUGUCCAUGAAGGAGGUGGACGAGCAGAUGUUGAGCGUGCAGAACAAGAACAGCAGCUACUUCGUAGAGUGGAUCCCCAACAACGUGAAGACGGCCGUCUGCGACAUCCCGCCCCGUGGCCUCAAGAUGUCCGCCACCUUCAUCGGCAACAGCACGGCCAUCCAGGAGCUGUUCAGAAGGAUCUCUGAGCAGUUCACUGCCAUGUUCCGCCGUAAGGCCUUCCUUCACUGGUACACCGGAGAGGGUAUGGACGAGAUGGAGUUCACUGAGGCUGAGAGCAACAUGAAUGAUCUGGUGUCUGAGUACCAGCAGUACCAGGACGCCACUGCUGACGAAGUGGGCGAGUACGAGGAAGACGAGUUGGAGGAUGCGGAUCAGGAUGUCCAGCAGCACCAAGAUGUCCGCCACUGAGGGAUGCCAUGUAGAAGCAGCACAGCAGUCUGUAUGUUAUAUCCACCAGUCACUUUAAAUGAUCAAUAGGUAUGGAAGGAUAGAGGCACAGAAUGAGUUAUUGUCGCGUCAAGAUACUGUAUAUUGUAGCUGUUUAGUCUAAAGACAACUACUAUUGCAUUUCAUUGUUCUUCAAAUAUGUCUCGAAGACCAUAAGUGAAACAUAACAAUUAUGUGAGUAUUAUAAAUGUCAUUGGUUUUUCCAAUUCAUGCUGUGUCAAUGUCAAUAAAAACAACAUCGUUACACUAUCGAAACUGAGUUUUGUAACAUUUACCUCAGAAUGCAUUUUCUGUCGCAAAAUAAAAUGGUCCUGUCCUAUGAA